AAUGCCACUAUCUGUAGAUGCUAAUGAACAAGACAAUGUUGAAUUUCGAUGCAGUCCUAAAGAUAAAGACAAUGCCCAUACAUCUUGGUUUAUAAAUGGUGAAUCUAUCUCUAAACUUGAUCUAGAUCCAAGCUGGGUUGUGAAUAAAUAUUCUUUGAUCAUAAGUAAUGUUACAGCCGAAGAUAUCCAAGUGAUACAAUGUAACAUUUCUUCACACCAUGGAUACAUUUUCGCAAAUGCAUAUUUGAACGUGAAUAUAAAGCCGAGAAUACAAGUAAAAGCUCUUCAGGAUGUCGUUGAGGGAGCAACUGCAGUGUUGGCUUGGAAAAUAAUCGGUCAUCCGAAACCUAAUGUCUAUUGGAUGAAGGGAAACGUGAUAAUUUCGGAAAACGCAAGAUUUAGAGUAACUACUGAUGGCUUUUUAAGAAUCUUCAAUGUAUCUACAGAGGAUGCCGGACUUUACACUUGCACAGCGAAAAACACAGCGGGAAAGAUGUCGGCCAGAGGAUCUCUGGUUGUGAUUAGUCCUUCUGUAGCAGUAAAUAAACAAGACCGUGUUUACAAUAAAAGAGAAUCAACAGUUAAGAGUCCAGACAAUACUGAAACAAAAACGGAAAAUCUUCCAAAGAAAAGUAAUAAGAAAAUAUAUAUGAAUAGUGGAGGAUUUGAAGUGGAAGUAACGAAUAUAUUUUAUAUGUCUUUUCUUGCCUUUUUUAGUAAAUUUCUUUUAUAA
This is a messenger RNA of Dimorphilus gyrociliatus, 733 nucleotides long. Lineage: Eukaryota; Metazoa; Annelida; Polychaeta; Dinophilidae. The record is from the annotation of a GenBank genome assembly.